Molecule: messenger RNA, 4176 nt
Organism: Rhododendron vialii
Lineage: Eukaryota; Viridiplantae; Streptophyta; Magnoliopsida; Ericales; Ericaceae
Product: putative disease resistance protein RGA1
Exons: 4
Coding region: 423-4073 (1216 amino acids)
Biological process (GO): defense response to other organism
Molecular function (GO): protein binding; ADP binding
Source: RefSeq, a predicted model, not a curated record
UGAACAACGCUUCUCCGCCGUAUUUGGCAAUUUUCUACCUUAUUUUUUGGGAUUAUUUGACGAUCCGAUACGUCCGCAUUGUAGAAAUUGUUGAUUAUAAUAACUCUGUAAAAUACUACAAUGUAAUCGGAUACCUACGGGUAUUUAAUCGGAGAAGAUAUAGUCCAAAAAGAUUGAAGAAAAAUGAGCUUAGCACACUUGAUUAUAACUUUUUUCUCAAAUGGCUUUUGGUGCUAGUCCGUUAUAAACGUUGCAAAUCCAAGUCGACCUUCACCGCCGCAAAAUCCAAGUGUCUCGGGCGAUCGGAGCCGGUGAACCCAUCGUCUCUCAUCCUUCUCUCUCUCUCUCUCUCUCUCUCUCUACAACCACGAGGAUUUUCUAUUUGCAGCCAAGAAUGUGAAGAACAAUCUGAGUUGGAACAAAUGGCUGAACCUCUCCUCACAUCUGCUACCAAGGCAAUCUUGAACGGCUUGAUUUCCCUAGCAACCCAGCAGAUUAGCCUGGCCUGGGGUUUUGAGAAAGACCUCGAAAAGCUCCGCAGAAGGCUAACAAUCAUUCAAGCUUUGUUACAAGAUGCUGAGAGAAAGAGAAUUCUUUCAGAACCAUUGAAAAUCUGGCUAAAGAGUCUCAAGGCUGGAACUUGCCAUGCUGAGAAUGUGCUGGAUGAGCUUGCCUAUGAAGCUCUUCGAAGGAAGAUUGAGGUACCAAACCCACUCAAGGAAAAGGUACACAACUUGGCUUUUCGUUUCAAGAUGGCUGAAAAGGUCAAUGAUGUUAAUUUACUGUUAAAAGAAAUUUGCAAUGAAGCAGUUGACAUCGGUCUUAGCCCAGCAAAUCUACUUGCAGAUGCUAGUAGUGUUGAAACUAGGGAAUUCAGGCAGACUCACCCUUUUAUAGAUGAUUUAAAUGUUGUGGGAAGGGAUGGUGAUGUGUCUACAGUUAUAGACAUGUUACUUGGUUCUGACGAAGAAGACAAUUUCUCUGUCAUUGCAAUUGAAGGAAUGGCUGGGCUCGGGAAGACAACUCUUGCUCAGCUAGUUUACAACGAUGAGAAGGUUGUGGCUAAGUUUGGUGAUAAGCGAAUGUGGAUUUGUGUAUCUGAUGAUUUUAGAGUUGAAAGGAUAUUGAAUGAGAUGGUGCAAUCUCUUACUGGAGAUAAGUCUGAGACACCAAACAUUCAAGGCAUAGUGAGAAAGCUUAAUGAAAAACUGGGUGGAGACAAAUACUUACUUGUAUUAGAUGACGUUUGGAAUGAAGAUCAACAAGAAUGGGUACGAAUGAGAGAUUGUUUGAUAGAAAUUGGUGGCUCCAAGGGGAGCAAAAUUUUAGUGACGACGCGCAAGAUGGAUGUUUUAUCAACAAUGCAAAUAUCAUCGUCCUUGACUCACCAUUUGGAUAAAUUAUCCAAUGAUGAGUGUUGGGCCAUGUUUACAAAAAGAGUAUUCUCAAGUGGGGGACCGAUAAGAAAACAAAGUUUGGAGAAUAUUGGUAGAAGAAUGGUAGAAAAGUGUAAGGGUGUGCCAUUAGCAGUUAACUCAAUAGGAGGUUUAUUGUACGCUAAGCACUCUGAACGUGAAUGGGAGUCUGUCGAUAAGAGUGAAAUAUGGCGUUCUCUUGAAAGUGAAAAUAGUAUUCUACCAGUGUUAAGACUAAGUUACGAUCACUUACCAUCACCAUCUUUGAAAAGAUGUUUUGCAUAUUGUUCUGUUUUUCCAAAGGACACUAACAUCAACAAAGAUAUGUUGAUUCACCUUUGGAUGGGUCUAGGAUAUCUUCAUCCUAUAGUAGAAAGUGCAUUAGAAAUGGAAGAUUUAGGCAAUGAUUAUUUUAAUAUUUUAUUGCGCAAUUCUUUCUUUCAAGAAGCUAAAUUGGACGAGUUCAAUAAUAUUACUAGUUGCAUGAUGCAUGAUCUUGUACAUGAUCUUGCGCUUCAGGUUGCAGCGGGAAGUUGUUUAACUUUGGAAGCUAGUGAGGUGAAGAACCAUCCAGAGGUUCAACAUCUAACAUUGCUUCUUGGGAAAGAAACGAGGUUAGAUAUUCCACAAGAAAAAGUUGGAAACUUGAGGUCACUAUUUUUAACUGGAUAUCUCCCCCAGAAAACUGACUUUGUCAAAUGUGUACGUGUCCUACGUUUAGAAGGAUCCUAUGUGCAAGAAUUGCGCAAGUUCAUACAUUUGAGGUAUCUUGACCUCUCACACACAAGAUUUGAAAAGCUACCAAACUUUAUCACCAGUCUCUACAAUUUAGAAACGCUCGUUUUGCCAUCAUCUCUACAAGAGCUCCCAAAGGAUUUUCAUAAGUUGGUUAGCUUGAGACAUCUCUGUAUGGAUGAAAGAAAAAUUAGUCCGAAGGUAAUACCGGCGAAGUUAGGGCAUUUGACUUCUUUGCAGACAUUACCGCUCUUUGUUUUGGGUGUGGAUGUGGGCCAUAAGAUUGAAGAGUUGAGAAGCUUAAAACACCUAAGAGGUCGAUUGCGUGUUAACAAUCUAAUGUUCGUGAACGACAGGGAAGAAGCAAAAAAGGCCAAUAUGAUAGGAAAAAAGGACGUCCAAGAAUUGGUAUUUCACUUUGGACUAGAAAGAUCUCACACAAACCAUGUGGAUGUGUUGGAAGGACUUCAACCCCACAAGAAUCUUAAGGGUUUAAUACUCGAAGAAUUUGGAGGACAAAAAUUUGCGUCAUGGAUGACCAGUGCCAAUCCCGAGUUCCUUCAAAAUUUGGUGAAGAUUGAAUUAAGGAGUUGCCUAGUAUGCGAACAAGUCCCAACACUCGGACACCUUCGACAUCUUGAAGUCAUUAAAAUGAAGGGAUUGGAUAAUCUGAAACGCAUUGGUACCGAAUUCUAUGGACUGGACGAGGGCAUUGUUGGUAGUAGCAGCAAGAGUGGGACAACAAGAGGGGGAGUAGUAUUUCCAGCAUUGAGAACACUUAGUCUUGGUGAUAUGCCGAAGCUAGAAGAAUGGUCGGAUGUAUCAUCGUUGCCAGCUGCUUCCACCAGUGUUAUAAAGUUCUUCCCUUGUCUCAAACUGUGGCUAAUCUCCAAUUGUCCUCAGUUGGUAACCAUUCCAGGUCAAUUGUUAUCAGUCCAGAGCAUAAGUAUUUCAACGGUGGAUCCUUGCUGGAGCGAGGGUCGAAUGAUGGAUAGCCCAUCCUUGUUGAUGGAAGUCAAUGAGAAUUCAGAAAAUAUUGCUCUUUUCUUGGAGGAUUUGCUUGGAAAAAGUAGCAGAACCCUAAGAAAUCUGGAAAUUGAUGGAUUGAAGAAGCUGGAUUGUUUACCGAACCAACUACUAAACCUUACUUCUCACGAGAAGUUAGUUAUAGAGUGCUCUAUUCUAAUUUAUAUAAUCGAAGAAAAAGAGGUAACAAUAUCCACCGGCCUGCCGUCCCUUCAACAGCUUUCAAUUUUGGACUGCCCUCAGUUGAGAUGUUUGCCGAAGGGACUGUUACAGCCAACCCUUGCAGACUUUUGUAUAGAGUGGUGUGGAAGUUUGGAAUGUGAUGAAUCGUGCAGUCUGACGUCCCUUAAGAAGAUGACUAUCAUAGGCUGUUCAAGAUUGGGAAGUUUUUGGGAGAAGGGGCUGGUCUGCCUGACAAGCCUUCAGAGAUUGGUGAUUGGUGGAUUCUCAGGGCACUUUCUUCAUUUCCCCUGGCCCUCCUAUCCCCCUCAACAGUGCCCCUUCAUCUCCCUGGAGUAUCUAAGAUUAAAGGGUUGGGGAAACCUCACAUGUCUGCCUGAUCUUGAACACCUCACUGCCUUGAAAACAUUGGAGAUCUGGGAAUGGGGAAAAUUGGAAGCUCUACCAGAGUGGCUGGGUAACUUGUCAUCUCUUCAAUCACUGGAGAUCUGGAGUUGUCCGAAUCUGAAGAGUUUGCCCUCCCGAGAAGCAAUUCAGCGCCUUGCCAAUUUACAACAUCUGUUUAUAUCGAGAUGUCCCAUUCUAGCAGAUCGAAUUGAAAAGGGAAGCGGCGAAGAGUGGCACAAGAUAGCUUAUACACCAUUGGUCCAAAUACGCCAUGGAUAUGGUGCCCGCUGUAAAUAUAGAUAUUCGCAGAAAGAGCUCAACCAAUUCUAACUUUUGAAGGCAAAGCAAUCUCCAGCCAAUCAAGUAACAAGCAAGGAACAGUGUAUCUGACAGCAGGGGAAAUAACUCCAUUGGAGAAAGAGGUGCUCUAAUA